Messenger RNA from Felis catus (domestic cat), 8172 nucleotides. RefSeq names its product patched domain containing 1 (gene PTCHD1). Bases 160 to 2826 code for a protein of 888 amino acids. Lineage: Eukaryota; Metazoa; Chordata; Mammalia; Carnivora; Felidae. The transcript is spliced from 5 exons. Gene Ontology annotation, biological process: chemical synaptic transmission; cognition. Gene Ontology annotation, cellular component: plasma membrane; synapse. The record is from RefSeq and is a predicted model, not a curated record.
CCAGCCAGUGCGCGCCACCACCUGAGCCUGGCGAGAGCCGGGGCGCACGCAGUCUUCAGCCUCCUCCUUUCCGCCUCUGGGGGCUGGCGCGCAGAGUCUCCCCGAGAUAGCGCCGCCGCCGCUCCCCGCGCCACCCCGUCGUUGGCCUUGGGGGUCGGGAUGCUGCGGCAGGUUCUGCACAGGGGCUUGAGGACGUGUUUCUCCCGGCUCGGCCACUUCAUUGCCAGUCACCCGGUCUUCUUCGCCUCGGCGCCCGUGCUCAUCUCCAUCCUGCUCGGCGCCAGCUUCAGCCGCUACCAGGUCGAGGAGAGCGUGGAGCACCUGCUGGCGCCCCAGCACAGCCUCGCCAAGAUCGAGCGCAACCUCGUCAACAGCCUCUUCCCGGUCAACCGCUCCAAACACCGACUCUACUCGGACCUGCAGACCCCCGGGCGCUACGGCCGGGUCAUCGUCACCUCCUUCCAGAAAGCCAACAUGCUGGACCAGCAUCACACUGACCUGAUCUUAAAGUUGCAUGCUGCUGUGACCAGGAUCCAGGUUCCAAGGCCUGGUUUUAAUUACACGUUCGCCCACAUAUGUAUCCUGAAUAAUGAUAAGACUUGCAUCGUGGAUGACAUAGUGCAUGUUCUGGAGGAGCUAAAGAAUGCUCGGGCCACCAACCGGACCAAUUUUGCUAUCACAUACCCAAUCACUCACUUAAAGGACGGGAGGGCGGUGUACAACGGACACCAGCUUGGAGGCGUCACUGUGCACAGCAAGGACCGGGUCAAGUCCGCAGAGGCCGUCCAGCUCACCUACUACCUGCAGUCAAUCAACAGUCUCAACGACAUGGUGGCUGAGAGGUGGGAGUCCAGCUUCUGCGACACUGUCCGACUAUUCCAGAAAUCCAACAGCAAAGUCAAAAUGUACCCUUACACAUCCUCCUCACUGAGGGAAGAUUUCCAGAAGACCAGCCGCGUAUCAGAACGUUACCUGGUCACCAGCCUGAUCCUGGUGGUCACUAUGGCCAUCCUGUGCUGCUCUAUGCAGGACUGCGUCCGCAGCAAACCCUGGCUAGGCCUGCUCGGGCUGGUGACUAUAACCCUGGCCACUCUCACCGCGGCCGGGAUCAUCAAUCUUACUGGUGGGAAAUACAAUUCCACCUUCCUGGGAGUCCCUUUCGUCAUGCUAGGUCAUGGAUUAUAUGGGACUUUUGAAAUGUUAUCCUCCUGGAGGAAAACUAGAGAAGACCAACAUGUUAAAGAGAGAACUGCAGCAGUCUAUGCAGACUCCAUGCUCUCCUUUUCUCUCACCACUGCCAUGUACCUGGUCACCUUUGGCAUAGGGGCCAGCCCUUUCACGAACAUUGAGGCAGCCAGGAUUUUCUGCUGCAAUUCCUGUAUUGCAAUCUUCUUCAACUACCUCUAUGUACUCUCGUUUUAUGGUUCCAGCCUGGUAUUCACUGGCUACAUAGAAAACAAUUACCAGCAUAGUAUCUUCUGUAGAAAAGUCCCAAAGCCCGAGGCAUUGCAGGAGAAGCCGGCAUGGUACAGGUUUCUCCUGACAGCCAGAUUCAGCGAGGACACAACUGACGGCGAGGAAGCGAACACUUACGAGAGUCACCUAUUGGUAUGUUUCCUCAAACGCUAUUACUGUGACUGGAUAACCAACACCUAUGUCAAGCCUUUUGUAGUUCUCUUUUACCUUAUUUAUAUUUCCUUUGCCUUAAUGGGCUAUCUGCAGGUCAGUGAAGGGUCAGACCUUAGUAACAUCGUAGCAACCGCGACGCAAACCAUUGAGUACACUACUGCCCAGCAAAAGUACUUUAGUAACUACAGUCCAGUGAUUGGGUUUUACAUAUAUGAGUCCAUAGAGUACUGGAACACUAGCGUCCAAGAAGAUGUGCUAGAAUACACCAAGGGGUUUGUGCGGAUAUCCUGGUUUGAGAGCUAUUUAAAUUACCUUCGGAAACUCAAUGUGUCCACUGGCUUGCCUAAGAAAAAUUUCACAGACAUGUUGAGAAAUUCCUUCCUGAAAGCUCCCCAAUUUUCACAUUUUCAAGAGGACAUCAUCUUCUCUAAAAAGUACAAUGAUGAGGUUGAUGUAGUGGCCUCCAGAAUGUUUUUGGUGGCCAAGACCAUGGAAACUAACAGAGAAGAACUCUACGAUCUCCUGGAGACCCUCAGGAGACUUUCUGUCACCUCCAAGGUGAAGUUCAUUGUCUUCAACCCGUCCUUCGUGUAUAUGGAUCGAUAUGCCUCCUCUCUGGGAGCCCCCCUGCACAACUCCUGCAUCAGUGCUUUGUUCCUGCUCUUCUUCUCGGCAUUCCUGGUGGCAGAUUCUCUGAUUAACGUCUGGCUCACUCUCACGGUUGUGUCCGUGGAGUUUGGAGUUAUAGGUUUCAUGACAUUAUGGAAAGUAGAACUGGACUGCAUUUCUGUGCUAUGCUUAAUUUAUGGAAUUAACUACACAAUUGACAACUGUGCUCCACUGUUAUCCACAUUCGUUCUGGGCAAGGAUUUCACAAGAACUAAAUGGGUAAAAAACGCCCUGGAAGUGCAUGGGGUAGCCAUUUUACAGAGUUACCUCUGCUAUCUUGUUGGUCUGAUUCCUCUCGCAGCUGUGCCUUCAAAUCUGACCUGUACACUGUUCAGGUGCUUGUUUUUAAUAGCAUUUGUCACCUUCUUUCACUGCUUUGCCAUUUUACCUGUGAUACUGACUUUCCUGCCACCCUCGAAGAAAAAAAGGAAAGAGAAGAAAAACCCUGAAAACCGGGAGGAAAUUGAAUGUGUGGAAAUGGUGGAUAUUGACAGUACCCGAGUGGUUGACCAAAUUACAACAGUGUGAUAGAGUCUCUGCUUGUUAUAUUUUCACCCUAGGUCUUAUCGAGAGCAAAGAGAUUAUGUUACUGAAACAAAUUCAAAGUUGUUCUUUCUUUUUUAAGUAUAAGAAACAGACAUUGCCAAAGUAAAGGACAAGGGGGGAAAUGGGCAUUGCACAUUUUCAGUCUUUAAAACAAAAGGACUGUUACCAGAAAGAAUGUACACACACACACACACACACACACACACACACACACACACGCGGAGACAGUCUUAAACUAAAAUCAAAUAGAAGAAAGCUUAUUAGCAAGCAGAAUCCUAUUUUAUUCACACUGCAGAUGUUGCUGGUAUUGUGACAAAAACCUACUGAUUGAAAGGUCAGCUGCCAAGGCAGAAAUAGCUUUAAGCAUUGUUCACACAAUAAAGCUUCCAGAACUUCUGCAGAGCAGUAGCUCCAGGCAGGGUCUGUGGUUUGAGGUCUUAGCUGUCUCAUCUAGCUCCGCAGCACCACAAAGAGAUGCUUUCAAAAGUUCUGGCCAGCAGAAACAAGCCAGAACCUUGGAAGUGACACACAGUAGAGUGGCCAUCACCCACGGAGUGAAAUUGAGUGAUGUCUAAAUUCACCCAGGUGAGGCAGUUUUGUUUUGUAGAAUGAAUUGAUCAUAUCCCCCCAUCAGUAUACUUUCAACGUUUGUAUGAUUUGGUUAAUACACCUUUAAACCAAUGACAGCUCCAGCAUCGCGGAGUUGGGGCGAUUCUAUUUUGGAAUAUCUUGUUGCUUGUCACCAAAUGGAUCUGCUUUAUUAGUUACAGCUCUUGGCAGGAAGCUCUGAGUACCCAAAACGACAGAGCCAAACCCAAAUACCUGGCAUGAUGGAGAAGCAGGAGUCUACUUGAACCCAGAGACAGCGUCUCCAUUUUAACAAAACAAUAUGGCCAGCUGGUACAGCUGUUUGCAGUUUGACCCUACAUGCAGUUUUUGCGUGGAUGCCCAGAAACAACAUCUGCCUACGCACAGCUGAGGAAGGAGAAAUGAACACUGACAUGGUUGUUUGCCAUAGCUUUCAACUAGUAGAGCCGGUCUGCCUUCACGAUGAGACACGGCUGCUCAAAGACACAGAGGAGAAAAGAAAGUUCUUUGGUGAGUGUAAUCCCGAAACGAAGAAAAUUUUCAGAAGUGCAGGCAGGGAGAUGAAGGACUGAAGGGGAGACAGAUGGAAAUGACCGGAAGAUGUAAUCACCGAUACUAGCGUAUCACUGGUGACAGUCAAACGUUCCUGCUAAGCCGGCUGCACUUUCAUCUCCCUGGUUCCCUCCCCCUGCCCCCGCACACACAUACCUUUGCUGGUGCCCCUCUAAUGCAUUGCACGGCCCUUCUGUACAUUAAUGAGCCUAGUUUAUACUGUUUAUACUGUUGAUUGCCAUAUCCACAGGCUCUAAAAAGAAACAGCUUGAUUGGAAGAGGCUGUGUAUGCUGUCCCAGACCCCUGCAUUUCUUUAUGUCUAUAAAAAUGAAGCUAACUCCUGGUCACAUUUGAGGCAAACGUCUACAGUAUUUUUCCCUUUUAGAGACGUAGCUUAUUUAGACAUCUAUAGUGGUAAGCAUUUCCCAAAAGCACCUUUGCUCUCUGGACCUUAGCGGAUGUACCGUGCAACUUCCCCAUCCUCCACAGAGGAGGAAACCAAGACCUAGGAGGAAAAAGCGACUCAGCCAGGGUCACACCACUAGAGGGUUUCCAUCAUUUUAGCAUGCCUAAGACAGGGCAGGCCACUUUUAGAUUUUCCCUUAAGAGGGCUAUUACUCCCUUCAAGGUACAUUUCCAAGGAAAGAACAUAGGACUUUACUGGCCACAAGGCAGACUUUUUUUUUUUUUUUGUAAUGUCUGGGUAAUGUUUGGGAUUUAGCUUUGCCAUUGUCUUUCCAAACAGCAAAAAUGCCCAAAUGAUUCAGAUGUAACUGCACCAAGUGCAAACCUGUGCUUUCUAUUUCAUGUACUGUUGUUCACAGAGUUCAAAAUACACAUGCAGGGGGUCGUAGCUAGUGCGUUACGCACUUGUGCAGUCUCUCCUGCAGACACACUAAGUGAUCAUACCAACGUGUUAUGCACUCAACUAGAAGAUAAUGAGCUUUAAUCUGAGGACAAGUAUAAGUCCUCGAAAAAGGGCAAGUUCGCAUAAUAGAUCUGCGAUCAAUUCUCUCUCCAAGGGGCCUGCAACUAGGCUAUUAUUUAUAAAACACAGAUGAAGAGGGGAUUGGUUUUAUUCUUGAAUCAUAUGUUGCUAAAUCAUUUUCUGAACAGUGUGUUCUAAAUCAGCCAUUGAUUUAGUGUCGGCCACGUGGAGUACCUCGGGUUAAAGCUACUCCACAAAACUGAUAAAACACACACGCCAAUUAAACAGAUUUUGUUGAGAAUUUCAUCAUUCAAUUUGGUCAACCAGAAUGACUUGCUGUGGGACUUUGUUUUAUGACAGAUGGUAGUUUUCCAACUUGAUUGAGUCUCUGUAUACCUUGGAAUAUUGUAUUUUUAAAUGAAGGGCAUUUUCAACCUUGUCAACUUCCCUUUUCAGCACUUGAAAUCAAGGCUUAUGGAAUUCUGACUGUGGAAUGAUUUUUUUUUUACUAGGGGACUCUGCAUGUCAAGAUUUAUUAUUUAUUGUUACAUCAUUAUUUAUUUGUUAAUGAUUAUUGCUCUGACAGCAUUGGUUUAGCCCCACCAUGGAGAAGCCACUUUAGAAGCAACUCAGAAUCACAUCCCCAUAAAAUUUAAGUCUUUACUUGGUGAAGUUUUACUUUUGCAAUUGCUAUAAAGAGGGAGGGAAGAAUCCUGGAAAACACUUGCACAAGUUUUAUUUUUCAAUUAAUUCCAACCAAGACGUUAAUUUUCACUUUACCAAAGAAACUUUUUUGGUUGGUUUUCAGUUGGUGUUUGUUUACCAAAGAAAAAUAUUCCAUUCAUCAAAAAUAUGUCUCCUGGUCAACUAAAAAACUGUGAUACUUGGGCGUUCUUGGCCAGUUGUAAGGAAAAAAAGAAAAGUCAGGGUCAGGGUGGCAAUUCUUUCAUUGAAGAGAACUCAGCAGAAAAUGUAAAUUCAUAAGACACUCGGGGUUUGCAAGCCAGAAAAUGAUACUUGAAAUAGGGCACUGUUGUUGAGCCCUAUACCAACGGUCCAACACGAAGCAUGCGGGCUCCUCAGGCUAAAAGGAGUACAUUUUUUUCCACAGGAAAAAAAAAUAAGACAAACCCUCAUGAAGCUCCCUCUUCAUCGUUGCAGUGCAUAAGUUUUGUCUGGGUUUGGUUUGAAGUUCUGGGGUUUUGUUCUGCUUUGGUUUGGUUUGCAGUGUUUGUUUGCAUUUGCUUGUUUUGCUCCCAUCUUUCCUACUAUUUUUACCUCCUCAGUUUUCACUCAGAAGGGAGAUAAUCAGAUGCCAUCCUCCAUUGCAAUGGUUAUUCAGGCAACAUACUGCUGUAAAUGAGGCCCAUGAUAACCCAAUUGUUUUAAACUUAUUUAACCACCACUCAAGUGUUCUAAGUGGCAUUCCAGGACCAUGGUACCACGGCCCCCCAGUCCCAGCAGUGGUUGGCUGUGUCUGUCUCACGAACAGGUGGGCUGGGCAGCCACCUGGGUAGGGUUGGCCGUGGGGCGGGGGGGGGGGGCAGAGGCAGAGACUCUUGGACACAAAUGGUACCCUCCUCAUGAUGGCUUUAUUCCUUUGGAUUCUAUUAAAGUAGCCCUGCAGCUUGUAGUAGUGUCCGAACUCUGUGAAUCUCUGUUUUCUCAUCUGUAAAAUGGGGAUAAUAACAGUAAGUAUCUUUAAAUUCGGCGAAUACUUACUGAGGGCCUACUAUCACCCAGAUACUGUUCUACAGACUGGGGACAGAGCAGUGAGCCAAUGAGAUGAAAUAUACCUGCCCUUGGAGAGUAUACAUCUGCAGGAUGCUGUGGAUAUACUGGGAGGAUCAAGGGAGAUGAUGUUCAGAAAGCACUCAUGGCAAGGGCUGGUGUAGAGAAGAAAUUCAAGACAUUGUAAUUCCUCUGUCCCACACAGUAGCACUAGGGCCCAGGACGUUAAGCUACGGAGAAGUAUGUUUUUCAGAUCUGGGCACAGAAUUAGGGCUAUAUAAAGAUGCAAUGAGUUCUCCUGGUCAUUUCAGGGCACUCAAAAUGCAGCCAGAUCACCAUUCAGCAGGGCAAACUGUCAAGAGGGCACAAGCUCCAGAUGUGGGGGUUGGAUUGCAAUCCUUGAAAAAAAUGGGCUAUAGGCACUUGGGGAUCAGAGUUGGGAGGCAAGGGCACUUGCUAUUUAAUUACUGUGCCUGACUUGAUUGAAGGUAUUUGAACAUUCCUGCUGGGUAAUUUGCUUUUAAGUCCAGGCUACACAAAAAGCACCAGGUAUUUGAAGACAAAGUUCCCACUUUUUAAAAGCACGGUAAAGCGGCAACAUGGAGGAAAACAUUAAAUUAGUACCACCAGGUUCUCUGGCGAAGAACUGAGGAUGGCUGCAGCCAGCACAUGGCAGCGUUCCUCCCCGUGGUGGCUACAACUGUUUCUGUUUCAGGCCAGUCCAGGAGAAAGCAAAGAGGAGAGUGAAUGAGCUAGAAGCUGUUCACCUGAACAGGCAGUGUCAGGAGGUCUUCCCCAGCCCUGCCUCUCACCUGCCCCCCUUCUGCCCACGACAUCUGUGUGAAGUCCUCUUUGAGAUCUACGAGGGUACCGUGCAAGGGAGAGGAAGUGAGGCGACCAGAGUGCUACGGCCUCUGUGCAGAUUUCCAAGUUAGAGUACAACUAGCGCCGUAAGGGUCCAGAGGAGCCUACCUCAUAGGGAAAGAAGGCUUCUCAUUUCAAAGUACAAAGAAAGCAAUAUAUACCAAGGAGGCAACCCACAGAGGAUCCCUGGUGGAAGAAAUGCUGUUCGUGUGGAAUGUGCCAGCCUCUUCUCCCUCCAGAAUGUUGGCACCAGAUGAAUCUUUGGAUAGAAUUAAGCUUACUCCCUCAUUUUUCACGUGAGAAAACUGAAACCUGGAGAAGUGAAAUUACAUGCACAGAGCUACUUAAAAGCAGAUACAGGACUAUAAUUCAAGUCUCCUAGCUCCUAGCCUCAGUCCUUUCUCCAUUCUACCACUUUACUGCCAAAUUCUAUGUAUCUAAAUUAUGGGAUCUUAACGUAGGGGCCGCGGAUGAGUUGGUGGGAGGGCGGGGCUCUGAACUCCCAAAAAUUAAAUCAUAUGCAAAAAUGUGUGUAUAUGUUCAAUAUGUGCAUUUUCCUAAAAAGAGAGUUCAUACUUGUCAUCAGAUUCCAAAAGAGGUCUGUGACCCAAAAAGGGUGAAGAACCACUGUCCUAAAUUAAUAAAGACCUCACCGGGAGUGUGA